Messenger RNA from Passer montanus (Eurasian tree sparrow), 1781 nucleotides. RefSeq names its product neuraminidase 2 (gene NEU2). The coding region runs from base 498 to 1637 and encodes 379 amino acids. Gene Ontology annotation, molecular function: exo-alpha-sialidase activity. The record is from RefSeq and is a predicted model, not a curated record. Gene Ontology annotation, cellular component: lysosome; cytoplasm; membrane. Gene Ontology annotation, biological process: oligosaccharide catabolic process; ganglioside catabolic process. The transcript has 7 exons. Lineage: Eukaryota; Metazoa; Chordata; Aves; Passeriformes; Passeridae.
UCUUGAUUACCCCACAGGAUUGGCUGCUAUUCGCCUCUCCUUCUCCGGCAGGGCUCCGCACCCGCUCGGUCAUUUCCCUCAUCUCCCCUUCCUUAGCGUCGCUACUUCCAUAAGGAUAUAUUCCCUCGUUUAGGAAAAACUAAAAAGAGGCAGCCCAGCAGAUCUUAUUCAUGAAAAAUUCCCCAAACUCUUCUAGUCAGUGGGAGUUUCACACCACGAAAGGCCACAAGAUGAGGUGAGGAAAUAAAUUGUACUUACUGUGAGAGAGGAAUCAGCAGCAGGAUUCUGUGCUUAGUCCUCCUGAUGGAAAUCAAAACUAAUUAGGAGUGCUUCUUGGUUCUGGUGUUUCUUGACUUUUGACGUGACUUCCAGAAGACACAGAAUAAAAAAGAGUGCUCAUCUUUCCCUCUCUGCCCAGUCCUGCCCAGAGGUGAGGUACGGGACCUCAGUGCAGCAGCCUUCCCUCGUGCCUUGGAGAGGAAUAGCAGCCUAGCACAAUGGCUGCGUUCCCUGUCCUGGGGCAAGAAACAUUGUUCCGGAACGGCACCUGGAGCUAUCGAAUUCCAGCCCUGCUCUACCUGCCGCGGUUCAGCAUGAUCCUGGCCUUUGCUGAGGAGCGAGAGGACCUGGUGGAUGAACAUGCCAAGCUGAUAGUCAUGCGCAGAGGCGUGUACGACCCAGCCACGCAGCACGUUCAGUGGAAAAGAAUGGAGACCCUUGUCAGUGCACAGCUGGAAGGCCACCGAUCUAUGAACCCCUGCCCAGUAUAUGAUGAAGUCUUGGGGAAACUCAUCUUGUUCUUCAUAGCUGUCCCAGGAAAGAUCUCUGAGCAGCAUCAGCUGAAGACAAAGAUCAACCUGGUACGUCUCUGCUAUGUCACCAGCAUGGACCAAGGGCGCACCUGGAGUGCUGCCCAGGAUGUCACCGACAGGACCAUUAGGAAUGAGUACAAGAACUGGGCCACGUUUGCGGUGGGGCCAGGUCAUGGAUUACAAUUGCUCAAUGAGGCUCGGAGCCUUGUGAUCCCUGCCUAUGCCUAUCGUAUCUUGGACCCCAAGCAACACCCCACCCCUCAUGCCUUCUGCUUCAUCAGCUCCGACCAUGGGACAACAUGGGAGAAGGGGAACUUCGUGGGGGAGGAGAGUGCAGUGGAGUGCCAGGUAGCAGAGGUGCAUACCUGUGGCAGAAAGGUCCUUUAUUGCAAUGCAAGGAGCAACAGGGGAGCCAGGAUCCAGGCUGUCAGCUACAACCAUGGGCUGGACUUCGAGGGGGGCCAGCGGGUUGAAAUGCUAAUAGAACCUCCCUCGGGGUGCCAUGGAAGUGUUACUGCCUUUCCACCUCCCCCGGAUGCCAGAUGUCAAGACAGUUGGUUACUCUACGUUCAUCCUACAGACCCAAGGGGUCGAAAAGAUUUAGGAAUUUACCUCAACAAAAGCCCUUUAAAUCCAGCACACUGGACAAAACCCAGCAUACUUUUCAAGGGCCUGUGUGCUUAUUCAGAUCUGCAGUACAUGGGCGUUGGGCCUGAUGGCUCACCUUUGUUCUCCUGCCUCUUUGAAUAUGGGACCCACAGACAAUGUGAAGAGAUUAUUUUUGUCAUGUUCACUUUGAAGCAAGCCUUUCCCUCAGAAUACUGAGUCUCAAGCCUUUCCAUCAGCAUCCCUCCAAAAACCACCUUUGCUGAUGCUUUUACUGUCAUUUCUCAUCCCUCAGCAAAAGGGAAAACAAAACUAUGCUGCACACAUAGUUUGGUGUUGGCUUGUUGUGUCUGUAGAUUGUGA